UUCCUUUUCCUCACACCAUUCCUUUUCUACUCAUACAAAUUUUCCUCCCUCUCCUUCCUCUUCUCCACCUACUUUCCUUUCCUUAUUUUCCUUUCUUCGACUUCAACAAUGGCAUCUGGGUGUAAUGUUUGGUGUAUAGUUUCCACAGUACUGUUGUUGUUUCUGAAUUUGAAACCUUUGGUUUGUGGUGAACCACAAGUCCCUUGUUACUUCAUUUUUGGAGACUCAUUGGUGGAUAAUGGCAACAACAAUGACCUUUUGACUCAGGCCAGAGCCAAUUAUCCUCCCUAUGGAAUUGAUUUUCCCGAUGGUCCAACUGGGAGAUUCACCAACGGCCGGAAUAUGGCCGACAUUUUGGCUGAACUUCUAGGUUUUGAUGAUUACAUUCCUCCCUUUGCAACUGCAAGAGGCCAGGAUAUUCUCAAAGGUGUGAAUUAUGGAUCUGGGUCAGCUGGAAUUCGAGAUGAAACCGGACAACAACUGGGUGCUCGGAUCAGCUUGAAUGCGCAGUUGUCAAAUCAUAAAAUCACAAUUCGGCACAUUGCUACCUUACUAGGGAGUAAAGCUUUAGCAAAAGAGUACCUAAGCAGCUGCUUAUAUACCGUUGGAAUGGGCAAUAACGACUAUCUCAACAACUACUUUAUGCCACAGUUCUACCCAACAAGCAGCCUAUAUACACCAGAGCAGUAUGCCAAAGUACUUGUUAAACAAUACUCUCAACAGCUAAAGACUUUGUACAAGUAUGGAGCAAGAAAAAUAGCUGUUUUUGGAGCUGGUCAACUGGGUUGCAUUCCAGAAGCCUUGACUACCUAUGGCACAAAUGAAUCUUCAUGUGUGGAAAUGAUGAACAGUGCAGCCCAACUAUUCAAUGACAAACUCGUGCUGCUUGUUGAUGACCUCAAGAACAAGCUAACUGAUGCAGAAUUUUCCUAUAUUGAUGCAUCUGGUUCUUCAUCCCAGGUUUCUCCGUCUAAUGAUUUUACAGUAGCAGACAGUCCAUGCUGCAAUGUAUCGACUACUUUGGGCAAAGGUCAAUGUAUUCCUCGGCAAGUUCCAUGCAGUAAUCGCGACGAGUUCGUUUACUUCGAUGGAUAUCAUCCUACUGAGGCUGCAAAUACACUCAUCGCAACAAUUGCAUACAAUGCCAUGUCUGGUCUACUAUCCUGUGGAGCCUCCUGCAUUAGCAGCCAUGGAGAAAAAUCAGACCUCCAUGGCAUUUCACUGUCUACCACAAGGGCAAAGUUUGCCGCACAAUGAACUAGCCAGUGACUCAAUAUGUUCUGCAAUUUUAAGCAAUGUUAUUUAAUGGACUGGGAUGAAAUACUCAAUAAGCUAGCAUAUUAAGUUGUUUAAGUCAUUCCUAAACUAGUGAAAUUCAAACCAGGAAUUUUGAAGUGAGGGGGCCUACUAGAAAAUAUUAUAACUUUAAUGGCCCAAUAAAAAUAAACUUAAUAUUCUCUCACUAAUUUGGUGUGUAGAGUUUGAUUUAUAUACAGAAUAAAGAUUCAUAUUCUCAGAUGGCAUGAGACACACCAUUAAUAGAAUUGUAGUGCAAUGUUUUGUCAUAAGUCUAUCUUGACUACAUAAGACUGUCUAAUUUCUCGAAUUGUUACACAAGUACUUUGUAUUGAAUGUGACCGUUAUUGAGGUUAUUAGUUUUUUACUGACU
Ilex paraguariensis (yerba mate) is the source of this 1669-nucleotide messenger RNA. Lineage: Eukaryota; Viridiplantae; Streptophyta; Magnoliopsida; Aquifoliales; Aquifoliaceae. The record is from the annotation of a GenBank genome assembly.